AUGCCACCCGUUUCUUCCACCGAUGGAAGCGAAUGGUCUCGGUACCACUCGAUGGGUGGCAAGUCCGAUCCACCGCAAUUCCCCGCUCUACCGCUCAGCCGGAGUGCCCUAGCUUCACCCCCAAUGUCCGCUUCAGGUGGCCCACCUUAUAGUCCACUACAGAUGCAUGCUCCAGAUGCCCCAGACCCUACUCCUAAUGCCAGUAAUAACACCAACGGCGGUCCUGUAAGUGCCAAUGGCCUUGCUCCGCGCCGCCCAUCGGACAUUUCCCAGCACCCUUCGCCGCCCAGUUCCAUCACAUCCAAGUCGAGAGCGAGUGACGGCACCCUUUCCGAUCAGAGAAGCAAGAGAUACAAGAUGAUGGAGGACCUGCUGCUGAAGCACUACAACGUACUGAAACGAUAUUUGCAUGGACAGGGACGGGAGGAACUUACAGCGUCACGACCAAACAAGGCCCGCGACAAGCUCCUCAGACUCUCCCCGAGUCAGGUCAUGGAUCUGAGCACAGAUGUAUAUGACGAACUGCUCCGUCGCCAGGCCGUCUCUCCCAAUCGGCCUGGUGGACCCCGACCAGAUGUACCCCCUUACCUUCCUCCGCGUGCGGAAUUCCACGAAAAGCGCAACCAAGCCCGUCAGGUCCUUUCCUCUCUCCAACAUCCCAGAUUCAGAGACCUGGCUACAGACGUGCUGUGUGAACUAGAACGGCGCUUCCCGCACUUCGCAGGCGUGGAUCGAAGUCGCAGAAUAAGUCCCGCACCCAGCCUGCGCGGCGGCUACGAUCCACGCCCGGGCUCCAAUGGGUCGUUUGGCUAUGGCCCAAAUGGCUACCCUCCGCCUCCCCGAUCUCAAUCCAGAGGUCCCCUGCCCAAUGGCCCCGGGCCUGGGUCUGGUCCUGGCGGAAGGGGCUUGCCACCGAAUCCCCACCAAGGCAGCCGAUUUCCUCCCCGACAAGGCUCGUUGAGUCAAUCUUCUACCGGCGCCGGCGGUGCUGUUGGGCCGGGUUUAGGGAUCAAUGGAGAGACUAUCCCUGAAAACGCACCUUUUCCAAAAUCAUUUCAGAGUAAUACUAUAGUGCCAAAUAAGAGUACUAUGGUAGAGGAAGAAGAGGAUGGUGAUGGUGAUGGUGAUGGUGAUGGCGAUGAGGAGGAGGAUGGGGCAAGUAGGUACGAAGAUGAUAAUGAUCCUGAUCGACGAAGUGAUGCGUUUGCAUUGGAUAAAGUAUUACAGAGUCGGAAAAGGGUACUACAACGGAUGGUGUAG
This is a messenger RNA of Histoplasma mississippiense, 1260 nucleotides long. RefSeq lists its product with no specific name. Gene Ontology annotation, cellular component: cell cortex of growing cell tip; actomyosin contractile ring. The transcript has a single exon. NCBI's taxonomy places the organism in Eukaryota, Fungi, Ascomycota, Eurotiomycetes, Onygenales, Ajellomycetaceae. The record is from RefSeq and is a predicted model, not a curated record. Gene Ontology annotation, molecular function: MAP kinase scaffold activity. Bases 1 to 1260 code for a protein of 419 amino acids.